AUGGGCUAUGUUGGAAAUGUCAGCUAUCCUGAUACAAUUCCUGGUCAGGGAAAUUUGGUUUUUGAAGCAAGUUUUGAAUCUGGAAAUUUGGGACGAGUCGACAAAGUUUCCUGUUCAGAAUAUGAUUUAUUCAUUCGACCUGACACUUUGAAUAAUAAAUAUAGAGUUUGGUUCUAUUUUGAAUGCAAAAAUGCAUCUGAAAAUCAGCGGGCGAUCUUCAAUAUUGUGAACUUUUCAAAACAAAGAACACUAUUCGAAAUGGGAAUUGCAGCACCUGUAGUCAAAUCAAAUGCUCAAAAUAGUUGGGCUCGAAUCCCAUCUCGCCAUAUCUACUACUACCGUAGUUCCCAACACAAUGAUCGUUGGAUUCUUUCAUUUGCUUUCAUAUUUGAAUCACCAGAUCCUGUUCAAUUUGCAUACUGUAUACCGUAUACUUAUGGACAAAUGCAGAUAUGGUUGAAUGAGUUGGAAUCCAGAAAAUACCCAUUUUUUCAUAGAGAUCUUUUGGUUCAAACUGUGCAAAAACGUCGUGUCGACUUGAUAACAAUUGAUGCAACACCUGACACAUUCCAAGGAUCCAAGAAAAUGAUUUUUCUAACUGCGCGAGUUCAUCCUGGAGAGUCACCGAGUAGUCAUGUUAUGCAUGGAAUUAUUGAAUUUCUUGUUUCCAAAGAUGAUCGAGCACAGAAGUUGAGAAAAGUUUAUUGUUUCAAAAUUAUUCCAAUGCUUAAUCCAGAUGGCGUUUUUCUCGGAAAUUAUAGAUGUUCUCUAAUGGGUCAUGACUUGAAUAGAAUGUGGAGAACCCCUUCAGAUUGGGCUCAUCCUUCAAUUUAUGCUGUGAAGAAUUUACUGACGCAAUAUGAUAAUAAUCCGCAAGCCCAAACUGUAAUCUACGUUGAUCUACAUGCCCAUUCUCAGAAGCCAAAUUGUUUUUUGUAUGGAAAUGUGAAUAUGUCAGCUGUCGAAGAAAAAUCGACUUUCCGGCAGUUAUGGCUUCCGCAUUUGCUGGCAGAUCUUUCCGAAGAUUAUUCGCUCGAGUUCACUCAAUUCAACACGGAUGUGGAGAAGGCUGGUACUGGCAGAAGAACGAUGGGAGAUCUACUUUCCUGCCUUUGCUAUACACUUGAAGUAUCAUUCUUCUCUUAUCGCCAUACAGACUCUUCUGGAAAUGGAAUACAACAUUGUACGCCAUAUCUUCAAUAUAAAUAUGAAGCUCUCGGCGAGGCAUUUUGCAGAGCACUUCUCAACUUCUAUGAAGCCGACUGUGGACUACGAGAGAUUGUGCUCGAACGUCCCUUUAAGACUUUUCUACCCGCCCGCGCCCAGAAAACUUUGAAAAAGCAAGCGAGGAAGGUGAUUCAGACUGUGAUGAUGAAAUGAAUUGGCGCCCACAUUAGAACUGAUAAAGACCAUUGAAAUGCAAUUUUUUUUUGUUUGUCAAUAAAUA
Caenorhabditis elegans is the source of this 1447-nucleotide messenger RNA. It is a transcript of the gene ccpp-6, whose product is annotated as Cytosolic carboxypeptidase 6. Gene Ontology annotation, biological process: proteolysis. NCBI's taxonomy places the organism in Eukaryota, Metazoa, Nematoda, Chromadorea, Rhabditida, Rhabditidae. The record is from RefSeq and is marked reviewed. The coding region runs from base 1 to 1380 and encodes 459 amino acids. Gene Ontology annotation, molecular function: metallocarboxypeptidase activity; zinc ion binding. Gene Ontology annotation, cellular component: cytoplasm. The transcript has 10 exons.